Messenger RNA from Elephantulus edwardii (Cape elephant shrew), 918 nucleotides. RefSeq names its product olfactory receptor 10T2-like. The record is from RefSeq and is a predicted model, not a curated record. NCBI's taxonomy places the organism in Eukaryota, Metazoa, Chordata, Mammalia, Macroscelidea, Macroscelididae. Bases 1 to 918 code for a protein of 305 amino acids. The transcript has a single exon. Gene Ontology annotation, biological process: G protein-coupled receptor signaling pathway. Gene Ontology annotation, cellular component: membrane. Gene Ontology annotation, molecular function: olfactory receptor activity; G protein-coupled receptor activity.
AUGGAGUUUGUGUUGGUGGGAUUCUCCAACCUCCCAGACCUGAGGACCACACUCUUCGCCUUGUUCUUCCUCACGUACAUGGUCACCCUCAGUGGCAAUGUCACCAUCAUCACCAUCAUCCAUGUGGACCGUACCCUCCACACACCCAUGUACCGCUUCCUGGCAGUGCUGUCCCUCUCUGAGACCUGCUACACCCUGGUCACCAUCCCCAACAUGCUAGCCCACCUGCUGCUGGAGAGUCAGGCCAUCUCCAUCGCUGGCUGCCAGGCUCAGAUGUUCUUCUUCCUGGGCUUGGGGUGCAGUAACUGCUUCCUCCUGACCUUGAUGGGUUAUGACCGGUAUGUGGCCAUCUGUCACCCCCUCCGCUACUCAGUGAUCAUGAGACCCACCAUAUGCCUCAGCUUAGGAGCCGCGAUCUUCUGCUCCGGCUUCUCCGUGGCCUUGAUCGAGACCAGCAUGAUCUUCUCCUCUCCUUUCUGCCACAGCAACCGCGUGGAGCACUUCUUCUGCGACAUCGCCCCAGUCCUGAAGCUCAGCUGCACUGAAAGCGCCAGCAAAGCCCUGACCAUCUUCUUCCUAAGCAUCCUGGUGGUGCUCGUCUCCUUCCUCCUCAUCCUCCUCUCCUACACCUUCAUCGUGGCCGCCAUCGUGAGGAUCCCCUCGGCCGCUGGCCGGCACAAGGCCUUCUCCACCUGUGCUGCCCACCUCACCGUGGUCAUCGUGCACUUCGGCUGUGCCUCCAUCAUCUACCUUCGGCCUGACUCGGGGGCAAACCCUGACCAGGACCGCCUGAUUGCCGUCUUCUACACGGUGGUGACGCCGCUGCUGAACCCCGUGGUGUACACGCUGCGGAAUAAGGAGGUGAGGGUGGCUCUGAGGCGGACCCUGGCGCGUGGCUGUGGGUCUCAGAGUUUUUAA